AAUUGAAAAUAGUGAAGAUAAAAGAACAAAAGAAGUUGAUGAUCUGUUCAAAAUGAUUAAACCAGAAAUUGAAGCUAAAAAUGAAUUAUCACCAUCUAAUAAAAUCAAUAUUACCAAAGAAAACCUAUACUAA
Ambispora leptoticha is the source of this 133-nucleotide messenger RNA. The record is from the annotation of a GenBank genome assembly. NCBI's taxonomy places the organism in Eukaryota, Fungi, Glomeromycota, Glomeromycetes, Archaeosporales, Ambisporaceae.